Messenger RNA from Cladocopium goreaui, 2541 nucleotides. NCBI's taxonomy places the organism in Eukaryota, Dinophyceae, Suessiales, Symbiodiniaceae. The record is from the annotation of a GenBank genome assembly.
AUGGAAUGGCAUAGAGACAUAUUUACCAUCCCAUCUCAGGAGUAUGAGAGUGUUUGCGCAGAUCCAUCGGUGAAGUACAAAGAGAAGCAUUUCCUCUCUACUGCCAGAAGGAAAGGUGCAUAUCAGGGGUGUUUCACGGACAGUCAUUGGGGAGGACAUCGAAAAAAACAAAACUGGGAUUUGUUGGUCAAAUACGCUCCAAAGAUUGCAAAAAAGCAUUCUGAAGUUCCUAACUCACUGCGUGAUGUUCUGAACAUUACCACAAAGAAGUGGAAUGGAGGGAAAUUCAGCAAAAGUGAUGGGCUGCACGUGAUACCACCAAGCCUAGCCCUAGCACUGGAUACGAUCAUCAUGGACAGAUUAGCGGCUGGCGAAGAAGUUUCUUACGAUUUCGUUGAAUCAACAUUGAAACUUUUGGUGAAACUUUGGAAUGAAAAGAUUGAAGAGUUGCAGGCCGAUGUUCAGGAAACAGUACAAAAGAAAAUCUUGCAAGCACAAAACGCAAUCGCUGAGUCUGAAGAUGUUGGAGAUGAUGUUGCGCGAAUGGCAAAGGAUGAUGAAAUGACAGCAUUGAGCAAGUUGUUAGAGACACUCCAGCCCUGCAACAUCAGCACCCAACCUACUGCACUGGGGUCUUGUGCAUCUCGAGUUUGCAACCGAUUGGGGAUCCGAACAAGUUCGGUGACCAAACAAUCAAAACACUUGGACUACGAUCAUCCCAUGGUUGCCAAUGUGAGGGCCUUUGUAACCUUGUGUGUGGAGCAACAUCGGAUAGAUGGUAGACUGGUUGCAAACUUUGACCAGGUGUGGACAAUGCAGUAUGAAGGACUUGGUGUGGAGCAUGAUGCGGUGCAUACUCUCGACUUGGAAGAGGACAAGCAGAUCGAAAUGGAGCAUGGUGAACCAAUUGAGUACGGCGACUUUUCCGGUGAUGAACUGGAUUCAGAGCUACACAGUGGGUUUCUCUUUGUCAAAGACUCAGACUCAGAGCAAGAGGACGAGCAUGAUGACAAGACAGCAGAACCCAAAGAGGACGAGAAUGGCAAGAAAUCACGCAAUGCAGCACUUGAGCACCGACCAGAAUAUCAGGAACUCAAAGCGGUGAUGUUUGACUUUGAUGAUUUGGAACGAGCCAUCGAAGCCAAGGUUUGUGAAGCGCCGGCUGUAGUGCGGGCCAAGGUCAAGCCCCACAUAAAGAACAACCAUACCAAGGUCGUCCGCAUUUGGGCAAUCUCCGAUCUUCACACAGAUGACCACCACAACAAGGAGUGGCUAGAUGAGCUCGAAACCAAAGGCGCCGCAAACGAUGUACUCAUUGUGGCUGGAGAUAUCUCCCAUAAGUGGGACAUCAUCAAGGAUACAUUAAGCUUCUUGAAGGCGCGCUAUGCAAGGGUUUUCUACUGCCCUGGAAAUCAUGAGCUUUGGGGCAACGCCCAAGAGGAUUCCAUGCGCCGUUUCCAUGCGAUCCUUCAGCUUUGUCAACAGCUGGGGGUGGAGACGGCACCUGCGGAGGUGGCAGUGGGGGACCGACGCGUGCUGAUCGUGCCCAUCAUGUCGUGGCACCACCCGCAGUGGGACACGGAGCCAGAAAUCCAAGGUUGGCGAGGCUUACUCCCUGUGGACCAGAUGCUUAGUGAUUACCCACUGACUCACUGGCCAGAGGGGAUUUGUAUCCAGGACGGUUCUGCAGCCCUGGCUAUAGACAAAGUCAACGAUGAGUUGGUUGAUUGGAUCGACUUGCUCCAACGCAGACACGAAUACCAGGAGGUUCUGUCCUUCUCACACUUCUUGCCAAGAGUGGAGAAUAAUCCGGAGAAGAGGUACCUGACCUAUCCGAACCUCGCCAAAGGCAUCGGCUCGGACUACCUCCGAAGACGGGUGGAGGAGUUGCGCCCGAACCUCCAUGUGUUUGGCCACACGCAUUUCGGUUAUGACCUGGAGGUGGAGGGCAUUCGCUACGUGCAAGCACCGCUGUCAAUGUCCUCGGAACGACAUUCCCGUGGAACCACGGUGGCACUUGGCGACUUCCCAGACGGCUUGCCGUUUUCGCACCCGUUCAUGGUGUGGCAUUCGCGCAGCGGCUGGGCACCAAAGAGUCAGGGCGCGUGGUCGGCCUAUGUCGAGCGCUACGGCCGGCGGCCGGACGUCACGUGGCUGGUGCCAUCCUACGUAGCAGAUUCUGGAUUAGAACCCAUAGCCAGUAUCACUGGCAACAAACCCAAAGUGGGUUGGCUCCCGGGCAGGGCGCCUGUGUGGCUCUUUGGCCCGAAAUCACAACGCAUCUUGGAGGCUGCUGCUGAGUGCCGCAAAGUUUCGGAGCGCUUAGCCAAAGAAGCAGCUGGAACCUACAAAAAGAAUAAGAAGAUCCAUUCCGACGAACCGCUCCCCAUCGAAGCGUCUGAGGUGGCCGUUUUACUUUGCAAGGGCAGCGUGGCGGUCAUCGACGUGCGCGAAGGACACCUGGACGCCCGGCCGGACGGAGCGGUGCAACUGCCCCACCCCUCACAGACCUCACACUUUGCGGCACUGCCGGACGAGUAA